This is a messenger RNA of Zychaea mexicana, 1747 nucleotides long. Its product is annotated as transmembrane amino acid transporter protein-domain-containing protein. Gene Ontology annotation, biological process: amino acid transmembrane transport. Gene Ontology annotation, molecular function: amino acid transmembrane transporter activity. The transcript is spliced from 6 exons. The record is from RefSeq and is a predicted model, not a curated record. The coding region runs from base 49 to 1554 and encodes 501 amino acids. NCBI's taxonomy places the organism in Eukaryota, Fungi, Mucoromycota, Mucoromycetes, Mucorales, Lichtheimiaceae.
UUUCCCUUUUACUCUCCCUUUCUCAUAUUUAAUUGCAUUAUUUCACAAAUGAAAGAAGAUCAGCACUACAACAGCGACUGCAGCAGUAACUCAACGAAAAGUUUGUUCUUUUCAAUAAAGAGCGCCUUUGACAACGACUCCUCAGACACGCUCUUACCUAGCAGUGUUCCAGGCACACCAACCACGGUAGUGGCUGUUGGUGGCGAUUACGGGGCGAUUGCGAGCGUAGAUGCAUUACAAGCGGAUCGACCCGGGUAUGGUACAUCUUCCACCACAGGCUCAUGCAUGAACUUGGUCAACGCCAUGAUGGGAUCAGGCAUCAUUGGCCUACCGCUCGCUCUACAUAUGUGUGGAUUAUGGAUGGGGUUGCUAUGCUCAGUGGGUGUGGCGAUAUUAACGGGCAUCGCCAUGCACUUGCUGGUCCUAUGUGGGAUCCGAUCCAGACAAUAUACAAUGGCCGAUUUGGCUCGCGUAAGCUUACUGGGCACCUGGGGCUCGCAUCUGGUCAAUUUCCUAAUGGUGUUUCAUACAGCAGGAACAGCUGUUUCCUAUUAUAUCUUACUUGGUGAUAUGCUGCCGGAAUUAUUCGAUAAUUAUGGUCUCCAUUGGCUAGCUGAUCGACGACUUUCGGUAGUUUCGUUUGGAUUGUUCUGUAGUCUGCCUCUUUCGUUACCCCGGUCAAUUGCACCGCUCGCAAAAUGGUCCACGUUCAAUGUGAUGCUACUGCCUCUUGUUUUAUUGGGCGUGUUCAUUCGUAUGCCAAAAUACGCAACUGAGCCACCUGUACUUGACUGGACCUGGCCCGCCAACCACGAAUUAUUCAAAGGAUUGGCUAUUUUAGGCUUAUCGUUUGGCUGUUCGCAAAAUGUAUUUGGCGUGUAUCUCAGUCAGCGCGAUCAACGGCCAUCGCAGUUUCUGUUGGCGGAUACAUCCUCGCUUUUAAUAGGCUAUACAAUCAAUAUGCUCUUUGGUAUCAUGGGGUUUUUAUGCUUUGGCAACAAGAUCCAAGCCAAUGUUCUGCUCAAUUUCCCCAAUGAUGAUCCAGUUAUCAACAUAGUGCGUUUGUUAUUCGGUGUCUUUAUGGUGUUUACUAUCCCCAUGUCGAUCUAUCCUUGUCGGGAAUCAUUGCAGAAACUACUCGGUUACAACACAGAUGGUCGGAUCCCUACCAACAAGGAGCACUACGGAACAACCGCAGCUGUUUUUACCAUUGUGCUUUCGCUAGGUGCUACCUUGACUGAGUUGGGUAAAGUAUUUGCUGUCAUUGGCGGGUUUUCUACCACGGCUCUUGGACUCUUACUGCCAGGUGCAGCUUAUGCCGCACUGUUUUUACCAGAGUUGAUAAUGCCUGAUAAGAAUGGAAAUCAUGAUGAAUCGAUUGCUGUUACUACUACUCCUAUUGUAGAGUCAUCACAUGAUCAUAAUAGCUGCUCAAAGUUUGCUGGGGCCGUACAAUAUCCAGUUUCUGCAUCUUGGGCAUUGAUGAUAUCAUCUUUUAUUUUAAUUCUUGUUAGUUUUCCAAUCAUGUACUUUGCCAUAUUAGAAGCACUGUAAAUAAUAUUGUUCUUUUUUGUUAUGUUGUUGUUGUUGUGUAAAGCCGUCGUGGAGCUAUUUUUGAUUAAAUAUGCAAGAAUCAUCAAAUGCUUUCGAUUGCUACUAAAAAUACAAGGUAUACAUUGCAUACAUAAAAAGUAUUAAAGUUUCUCUGCAUCACUUUCUUCCUCAACAGCCCCUAUGCAAACAACAC